Orcinus orca (killer whale) is the source of this 6130-nucleotide messenger RNA. RefSeq names its product chondroitin sulfate proteoglycan 4-like. The record is from RefSeq and is a predicted model, not a curated record. The transcript has 2 exons. Lineage: Eukaryota; Metazoa; Chordata; Mammalia; Artiodactyla; Delphinidae. The coding region runs from base 2092 to 3969 and encodes 625 amino acids.
UUUUUUUCCUUUUUUGCGGUACGCGGGCCUCUCACUGUUGUGGCCUCUCCCGUUGUGGAGCACAGGCUCCGGAUGCACAGGCCCAGUGGCCAUGGCUCACGGGCCCAGCCACUCCGCGGCAUGUGGGAUCUUCCCAGACCAGGGCAUGAACCCAUGUCCCCUGAAUCGGCAGGCGGACUCUCAACUAGUAUGCCACCAGGGAAGCCCCCAACUCUGAAAUUUUUUAACCUCGAUAUGUAGUCCAUAAAUGUGGGAAGAGUUUCCAUGUCCAAGUUUCUCUCUUUCUCUUUGUGAAUAGCCUUGUUUACUCAAUAAAACACUAUGAGAUGAGAUUAAUUAUGAUUCUUUCUCUUUCAGGUGAGAGUUAAUUUGGGGACAGGUGAACAAGGGCUCCUUUCUGAGAAAAGACUUCGUGUGGAUGACUUGGUUUGGCAUUUAGUGGAAUUGUACUGUUUUAAGGAUAAUAUCUCUCUGGUUAUUGACAAACAUUAUGAGAUGACUGGCCAGAUCCCCGGCGGGAUGCACGAUUUGCACUGUCAGCGUGGAAUCUACGUAGCAGGCCACGGUGGACUUGAUGUCCCGUGCCUAGAUGGAGGGAUCCCCAAUUUCCGUGGAUGUAUGGAGGAUGUGGCGUUUAACCAGAGGGAGAUCCUUAACAUCCCUUAGAUCUUACCCUGGUUUUAAGAAAGUUUAUGAGGUGUCACUAGGAUGCAAUGAUGAAUUUUUUGCAGCGGAGGAUGAAGCCAUCAAUUUCUUUAGCUCCAGGUCCUAUGUCUCCUUCCCAGAAUGGAGGGUGCAAGGGGAUGGGCUAUUUGAAUUUGCUUUGCAGACUGGAACUCAACAAGCCUUGCUUUUAUUUCAGUCAGGUAGAGAAGGAGAUUUUGUUGCUUUGGAAAUAGUUAAAGGUUUAUUGAAGGCUCAUGUAGGAAGGAAUAAGAGUAACACUCUGCUCUCUUCUGUUUGCUUAGUUAGUGACAACCAGUGGCACGUUAUUCAACUCAGAUUCACUGAAAGGUAUCUGGACCUGAUGGUGGAUGAACAGGGAGUAAGGACAUGGCUGCCUUUACAAAGCAAACCGUUUGUAUCUGAAGGCCCUCUCUUCGUGGGAGGUCUUGAUAGCCUCAAGGGAGAAGAAGUUAAAAGGUUAGAACUUGCCUCUGUGCCUAGGAAAUGUGCUCAAGGAAUCUCUUUCAAAGGCUGCUUAAGAGGCUUGGAAGCCAACUCAGAAAAGAAAGCAUUAAAGGAUGCCCUAUUUCCAAAGAUAUAUCUGCUGGGUGUAAAAUGAAGAGUGGUGAUAACAAAAACCCUUCUGUAACAACCACAGAAAAGCUGCUUCAGGCAGAAGUUCCCCUUUCCACGGCCGACCCUGAGGUAGGCAAGCCUAUUCUUCAAGAAGCCAAUAGCUAUUGCUUGGUUCUGAAUAACUUGAAGGUCCAAGAAGGUGGGCAAGCCCUACUGGAACAAAGGCAUAUGAAGGUGGAUGUGGAGUUGAAGGAUUUGGGUUUCCAUCAGUCUCAGAUACUAUUUAAAAAAGGAGAUGCCUAUUCGUGGGUUCCUUUGAUUAGAUGUUUCCCCCGAACAAGAAAUGGAGAAGGCUUUUACUCUGUUAGAUUUGGGGCAAGGAAGGGUUUGGUAUGUCCAUGAUGGUUCAGAAGAACCUAGGGAUUAUUUCACAUUUUCUGUCUCUUCCAACAGCAAGAAGGAAGCGCCAUUAUAUCUUCAAGGACAUGUUUCAUAUGUGUUUAACAUUAUUGCCGUUCCAGUAAAUGAUCCCCCAAAUCUUAAGCUCCCCGAAGGAAACUUGCUUCUCGUGUUUGAGAACUCUAAGAAACGACUGACUCCAAAUACCAUACAUGUGUCUGACCCAGACACAGAUUCCUUGAGUCUUAGUUUCUCAGUUCUUGCAACUUCAAUUCAGAUGCUGGGUUUUUAGAAAACACCAAUGAUCCUGGGAGAGCCAUUAAUGGUUUUACAUAUGGGGAUUUAAGAGAUGGCAACAUUUUGUAUGUGCACAGGGGCCAUCGGAACUCCCAGAUCCUUCUGAGAGCAAGUGAUGGAGAGCUGGUUAGCAAUACAGUGGUGUUACGGGUCAUGGCUGUUCCUUGGGACUUUGCAGUGGCCAGUAGAACCAGUGUGGUCGUACGGCAGGGUGGCACGGUUCUGAUUACACAGAGCAACUUGUUGGUGGAGGUUAAUGGUGAAGGCCCUGAGGUGGACACCCACUAUGUUAUCACUCAUCCACCUUGGUAUGGCCAGAUUCAGUGGCAGGGGUCAAGUGGCGAGUGGAAACAAACUAGUACCUUCUCUCACCGUUCCGUUGAUUGGGGGUACUGUAGUACAUUCAAAGAAUUGCAGCUAGAAAAUAUUACGGAUCAUUUUAAAUUUAAAGUUAACAUAGAAGGAAAAAGCAGUGAAGAGCUGAUGUUUCUGGUUAUGGUACAGUGGCUGAAGUUUACCCUUCUGAAAAAUGUUCCUCUUGAGAUCAGUAAAAUAAACAGGCACAUAUUGAAUUCUGAUCAUUUGCAGGCUGUGACAGAGGGUGUGGAAGUAGCUGAGAGGGAACUCCAUUUUAAGUUACUGACCCCACCUAAGAAAGGAAAAUUGCUACUUGGCACAAAAUUUCUAAAAACAAACUCAGUCUUCAGCCAACAAAACGUUACAGACUCUAAGAUAAGUUAUGAACCACAGGGAAGGAGGCCCAGGGCACAUUCACAAGACACUAUUAGGUUCUUGAUGGUUGCAGAACACAUGGAAUCAAAAGAUUAUAUGUUCAGAAUAAAUUUUAAAGCAGAUAAGAGGCGCAUUAUUGUAAUGAACAGAGGAUUAUUUGUAAAAGAAGGAGAAGAGAAAUUAAUCACAAAAUUGGAGUUAUUUGCUCAAACCUCGGACAGUCAGACUUUCCAGUAUAAAAUCACCAAGAGUCCUCAACAUGGGAAGCUGAAACUGACUCGAUCUUCAGAUUCUCUGGGAAGUCAUGACAGUAUCACCACAUUCACUGCUCAAGACAUCUUGGGUGAGCGGCUCAUGUACGUGCACGAUGACUCUGAGACCCAGUGUGACGAGUUCCUCCUCAUGGCCUCCACCGCAGGACCAGGCCAAGAGGGAGUGGCCAGGGAUUUUGAUACAGAGCAUCUGUCUGCAGAAAUUAAAGUCACCGUUUCUGUGGAGUUAAAGAACGAUGAGAAACCAGUGUGUGCGGUGGAUAAGGUCUUUCACGUCGUGCGGAACGGCCAGCGCUUGUUGACCCUAGCUAAUCUCUGUUACCAUGACCCCGAUGCAGAUUUUGAUGAUGGGCAGUUGCUCUACACCCGGUGGGGCAUCCCGAAUGGGGACUUGGUGCAAGCCAGUGACCCGACUCAGAAACUCUACCAGUUCAGGCAAGAAGACCUGCGGGAAGGGCGUGUGCUCUUCAGGCAUCAGGGCGCAGGCUCGGCCUGCUUUGUGCUGUUUGUGACAGAUGGCGUCCACUACACAUCGUCCCUCCUCGAGGUCAGUGUGUCAGAUCUCUGUGUCCGCAUAGCCAACAACACAGGACUGCUGGUACAGAGGGGAAAGGACAGCAGCCUCACGACAACCAACCUCAGUGUCACCACAAACCAAGAUGUCAGAACAGACCACGAGAUCAAAUUCCACAUCCCGUGUCCCCCAAAGCAUGGCAGAGUGCUGGUCAACAGCUCAGGGCCCAGCUCAUUUUCCCUGCGUGACUUGAAGCAAGGACGUGUGAUUUAUAGACACGACGGCAGUGGCAGCUUCAAUGUGUUCAACCUGACGGUGAAAGUUAAAGAUACAUAUUUAGAAGUGGGCAUGUACGUGCAAGUGGACUCGGAAAGCCACCAACAUCACACCCAAAUUCUGCACAGCAAGACCCUUGUGGUUGAAGAAGGAAAACCAGUAAAACUGAGUAGAGGAAGGCUCUUGAUUUCUCUCCUGGUAUUUGGAAUGACUUUGAAAAAAUGUAGAUGCCAUUGAGAAGAGAAGCUAGAAGGUUUCAUGAUUUUGAUACUGCUAAUUGUGCUAUAGGGAGAAAUGGAAUAUAAAUAAUCCUCAGCCUCAUUUUAAAGCUGUGUGCACGUGAUCACACGCGCAUGCAUGUAUGUUUGGUGUAGGAGGACCUGAGAAGGAGGACGGAAUGUAUAUAUUAUAGUAAAUGAAGAGGUCAUUGCUUUUUUCAUUUGUCACGGCAACACUGCCAGUAUUUCAUUUGGUCUGAGUUACAUUUGUAAUGCGGUGAAGCCGGGUAUAAACGAGUAGGGUAAUUUAACAGACAUAAAAAGGAUCCCUAAAAUAGAAGAGGAUACUAUAUUACACAGUUUAUUUCCUUAGCUGUGAAUGUGGCCUUGUGUAAUUUCUUGAAAUGGAUGGAUCAAAUUGGCCUAGACCAGUGGAAGGCCAGGGGUGAGACCUCAUACCAGAAGCUGCCUGGUUUCCUGAGGCUCCAACUUGGAAGCUUCCAGUAGCACAGCCCUGCUGCUGAGAGUCAGGAGUGAGUAAUCUGUGCAGGGUAUGUAAACUAUGAUUUAUGAUAAUUGGCCACAAAUGCAGGCUAUUCUGAAUCUACCAUCAGGACUGCAAACGAGUUUGCCUGCUUGCUAAAUACAACCGAUAACAUCAAGUAGAAAUGAAUUCAGAUCAGAAGCAGUUUACUAAAUAAUGAGUUUUGACUAAGAGAAUACGUGGCCUACCAGCUUUCCUCAAUUCUUUUUCAGGAUCUUAGAGAGUUAAAGUUUCACCACAAGGGGGCGUAUAUAGUUCAGUGACUAUAAAUCAGUAACAAUGACAGUUUUGAGAUGGAUUUUGCUGAAUCCGUAAAAUUAAAUGUAUAUUGAAAAUACUGAACUAGUUUAAAAAUAAGCUUCCCUCUAAAGUCUUGCAAUUUCAGUGAGUAAGCUGCUAUUUCUUCUACCAUCUUUUAUUCCUUCUCCUUAUACCAUUUUAUUUCUUUCAGCACAACUUUCUGAGUCCUAGGUCUCUUGCCACUGUGAAUGAUGCCUUGUUAGUACAUUAGUAGCUGUUCAAAUGUUGCUUUUCCUUUGUGACCAGGGCUGAAAUUCAAAAUAGUAGCAUGGUCACCAGAACAGACCGGGGCUUAAACUGUGUAUCUGCCUGGAUGGUAACCUAAGCCAUUUGUGGACGUUAAUACAAAACAAUUAGGUUCAUCAGGGGUCUUGACUCUUUCAUGUGUUAAUGUUUUUCUUUUUGUCUGUGUGUUGUGAAUGUGCACUCAGGCUGGGCAUGAAGAUGAUAUUCCGUCAGAGGCAGUGUUCAUUGUUAGGACUCCGCCCGUGCAUGGAUACCUCCAAAGAUCUUUAUCAGAGGAGGGCAGCUUGGGUUCAGAUGAAAAGUCACCUUUGAUUUUUACACAACAGGACAUUGACGAUGGUUCUAUCCAUUAUGUACAGACAACUCCUGACCAACAACAGGACUGUUUUUUACUGGAUGUGAUGAAUGGCUUCCAAGCUGUGAGGAGACUUGAAAUCUUGGUGGAUAUUGUCCCUAAGUGGAUUCCUCUGGCGGUACAAAAUUUCACAGUCCAGGAAGGUGGUUCCAAAGCACUUCCAGAAGACUACUUCAAAAUUCCAAGCAAACAUUUUGAGGGACUUGACUGUGAAUUUGUUGUACUCAAACCACCAAAACACGGUUAUGUUGAAAAUUCUCAUUUUCCAAGAGUAAAGCUAAUGAAAUUUACCAGGAAACAGGUAGGAAAUGAAUUGAUUUCCUAUGUUCAUGAUGAUAGUGAGGACCUUCUUGACAAUUUCACCAUCUUUGCAAAUAGCUCAGAGCGUGGAAAACAGAGUUUGCCUCAAACUCUUUCUGUGACUGUCGAAUCAGUAAAUGAUGAGGCUCCAGUAAUAACAGCCAAUAAAAUCCUCCAGGUAAGUGCUCCAUGCUUCUGGAUUUAUCAUAAUAACAUAGAACUACCAAUUUGAUUUUCUUUUGUGGUAUUUCUACUAUUAAAUAAUAAGAUAUAUGACUACGUAUGUAUACUUGGCAUAUUCCUCCUGGUUUUAAAUAAAUGCUAGUUAUUACCAAGACAUUCUGUUGGUUACGGCUUGCGCUAUUCUAACCCAGUAAUCUUAAAUGCUGUUUUCUAAGUGGCAAAGGAUCUAGACCACCAAGCUACAAGAUGGUG